Molecule: messenger RNA, 2409 nt
Organism: Rhododendron vialii
Lineage: Eukaryota; Viridiplantae; Streptophyta; Magnoliopsida; Ericales; Ericaceae
Product: hexose carrier protein HEX6-like
Exons: 4
Coding region: 447-1976 (509 amino acids)
Biological process (GO): monosaccharide transmembrane transport
Cellular component (GO): membrane
Molecular function (GO): monosaccharide transmembrane transporter activity
Source: RefSeq, a predicted model, not a curated record
UUCCGGCCAAGUAAUUCGAGCAAUUAAGGAACUAUGGAGCAGAAGAAGAACACCGAGAAGAUACCGGCUUCAGGACCCGUACUCGAACUACCCGCAUUGCGUCUCCGCAUGUGUCUCGCGGCCUCUGUGUCUUCAAAAUGUCCAAGUCUUUGAUAGUGAAGCCCAUAUGGCUGCAUUUACAAGUCUCCCAAACUGAUCACUAAAGCCCAUAAGGCUACAACUACAAGUCUCCCAAAUUCUAUAUUCAGCCCCACACGCUCUCUAUUUCCAAUUGAUGUGCGACAUUCCAACCAUAAUAGCCCACAUAUUCCACAGAGUGAUACUGAUCUUUAGUAGUCAAGGGGUGGGAUUGCUCUAUCUUCCACUCUUUAACAGCUUUUUGUGGUUGUUUCUCUCUCUGUCUAUUACUGCGAGUGAGAAAAAGGGAGAGAAGCUUGGUGGAAGCUAUGGCAGUGGGAAUGUCAAUAGCAAGCGAGGGUGGGGGAUACAAUGGCAGGAUGACCUCUUUUGUUGUGUUAUCUUGCAUGAUGGCUGCAACAGGAGGAAUUCUAUUUGGCUACGAUAUUGGAAUUUCAGGUGGAGUCACCUCCAUGGAGCCAUUUCUGAAGAGAUUCUUUCCAGAGGUGUACACGAAGAUGAAAGAAGACACUGAGAUAAGCAACUACUGCAAAUAUGACAGCCAAUUGUUGACCUUAUUCACAUCCUCCUUGUAUGUGGCUGGCCUUAUUGCUUCCUUUUUCGCCUCAUCAGUCACCAUAGCCUGUGGGCGCAAGCCAUCAAUUCUUGUUGGAGGGGUUGCUUUCCUAGCUGGUUCAGCUCUUGGCGGUGCAGCUUUCAAUCUGUAUACACUAAUACUUGGCCGCAUCUUGCUUGGUGUUGGGAUUGGCUUUGCAAACCAGUCAGUCCCGCUAUAUCUCUCAGAGAUGGCUCCAUUCAGACAUAGAGGAGCAAUCAACAAUGGAUUCCACUUGAGCCUUGGCAUUGGUGUUCUCUCGGCUAACCUUAUCAAUUAUAGCACUGAAAAAAUCAAGGGCGGAUGGGGGUGGAGAGUUUCCCUUGGCAUGGGGGCAGUCCCUGCUGCACUCCUAACCCUAGGAGCCCUUUUCCUUUCAGAGACACCCAUCAGCCUAAUUCAGCGGAGCAACAAUCAUCAAAAAGCCAAGCUAAUGCUACAACGAGUUAGAGGCACUGAAGACGUACAGGCAGAACUCGAUGAUCUGAUAAAAGCAAGCGAAAUGUCCAAAACCAUCGAAAACCCAUUUUGGAAAAUCCUAGAGACAAAAUAUAGGCCUCAAUUUGUCAUGGCAAUUGCUAUACCAUUAUUCCAGCAAGUAACUGGGAUCAAUGUUGUCGGCUUCUAUGCUCCUGUCAUCUUUCGGACUAUAGGCCUAGGUGAAAGUGCCUCACUCAUGUCAACAGUUGCGACUGGGGUUGUAGGCAUUUGCGGAACCUUACUAUCAAUGUUGAUAGUGGAUAAAUUUGGUCGAAGAGUUCUGCUUAUGGUUGGUGGAAUACAAAUGCUCAUUUCCCAGAUUAUAGUUGGAAGUAUAAUGGCAACUCAGCUUGGGGGCCAUGGCGGUUUGAGCAAAGUGAAUGGUUUUGCGGUGCUAAUUUUUAUAUGCACUUAUGUUUCAGGGUUCUCCUUGUCGUGGGGUCCAUUGGGGUUUUUAAUCCCGAGUGAAAUUUUCCCGCUGGAGAUACGAUCAUCCGGGCAAAGUAUCACUGUGGCAGUGAGCUUUCUCUUCACUUUCAUCAUUGCUCAAACUUUUCUGGCCAUGCUUUGCCACUUCAAGUCUGGGAGUUUCUUCUUUUUUGGGGGAUGGGUUGCGGUGAUGACCGUGUUUGUUUACCUGUUUUUGCCUGAGACUAAGAAUGUGCCGAUUGAGCAGAUGGAUAGAGUGUGGAGGGAACACUGGUUUUGGAAACGAAUUGUGGGGCAGGAGUAUCAAGUUAGCAAAGUGGACGAAAAAGAAUGAGAUGGGAACGGUAGAUGGAGAAGAGGAUCCUCUCCAGUCCUUUUGUGGAUUGAACGGUCUUGUUGACCUAUGUGGGUCCUUCCCUACCUACUUUAAUGAUCCAAACUUUCACUUUGUAGAGCUCGCCGAGAGUAUUAAUCAUACCAUUUUGACGAGCUCUAAGGAUUAAAGGGUUCUAAUCAUCAAAGUAGGCCCGGAAAAGUCACACAAUAGUCCUAAAUGUCCUGUCCACUCCCGAAAGGAUCCUCUUCUAGCAGAUAAAAUCCUCACUCUAUUGUUCGGAUUCAAUUGCUGUUCCAUUCAAUGGCCUGUACAGUUGAAGAAAUAAUGUAUCAUAUUCUGAAAUCUGAACCAAUAGUUAUUAGAUCUAUAUCAACUCUUUGUUGUGUUGACUUAAAAGUCAAUUUUAGAAAUCUGAGUUAUAGUUUGCACA